CCGUGGCUAUCUAGUGUCCGGGCCGCCGUCGUUCCGAUCGCUCGCUUUCCAGUCUCGAUUGCGCGGGAGGAAGGAAAGAAAACUUUGGGCAAAGGAUCGCGGGUGCCCGAAGACCGGGAUAAUAAAAACAGGGGUUCGUUUGGGAAGAACAAAAGGGAGCGAGCUAACAAACAACCGUAAAACGCCAGGCAACCGACGCAGUAAACAUCGAAGCUGUUUGAAAAUUUAUUCAUUCAUUCGAGACGAAAGUCGGAGCCGAUCGGCCCGAUAUAUUUGAAAAAAGGAGUCAGAAUCACUGACUGCGAGACGAGGAAUUAAUUAAUCGACGACAACGGUAAUAGCGACCGGUGGAUCAUCGGAGUAAAGGUGGAAGGAUCGACUUGCGCGCGUCUUUCGGCUUCGUAACUCAUAGGCGGCUGCAAGAGAGCACCUUUGCCGCGACACACUUGUACACUAAGUCUCGAGGAACUUUCUCCAUCCCGAGAGCUGUGGAGCCGGUAAAUGUCUUCGGAGUAACGGUGGAGUACGUAUUACGUUCGAGGUGCUGCCGUGCGUAUGGGGCUCUCGGUCGAGUGACCAAAGUAACCAAAUAACCAAGUAACCAAGUAACCAAGUAACGAAGUAACGAAGUACGACGGGCCGGGAUCAGUGCUUGUAACUCUUAAAGUGGAAAGAGACCGUUGAACGUAGUCAGACAUGAGGGUGCACAGAGGAAUAUGCGCCAAACUCCAGGGCGGAUUUCUCAGGCGAUGGUGGGCAGCCGUGGCUGUCGGCGUUCUCCUCAUAAUAAUCGGCGCCGUUCUUGCGACGCUUUUCCCGAAGAUCGUCGACGCUCUCGUCGACAGGGAAGUCGCCCUCCGGGACGGCGGACGGGCUUUUGGAUGGUGGAAGGAACCCCCGGUGAGGCCUAAGAUGUCCGUCUACAUCUACAACGUCACUAAUGCCGACGAGUUCUUGAACAGCGGGGAGAAACCUGCCCUGCAAGAACUCGGACCGUACGUUUACAUCCAACGGUGGUCAAAGACUGACGUCAAGUUCAACAACAACGACACCGUUACUUACAAAAUAAGAAAGGAGUUCGAGUUCGCCCCGGAGCUCUCGGCUGGUUCCGAGGACGAUCUGGUCGUCGUUCCGAACAUCCCGAUGCUCUCAGCGACGAGUCAGUCGCGACACGCAGCGCGUUUCCUGCGUCUGGCAAUGGCCUCGAUAAUGGACAUCCUGAAGAUAAAGCCAUUCGUCGAGGUCUCGGUCGGCCAGCUGCUUUGGGGCUACGAAGAUCCGUUGCUCAAGUUGGCGAAGGACGUCGUCCCGAAGGAGCAGAAGCUGCCCUACGACCAGUUUGGCUUACUGUACAACAAGAACGGGACCGCGCCGGAUCUCUACACUAUCUUUUCGGGUCAGGACGACAUCACCAAGUACGGAAUGGUGGAACGGUGGAACGGCAAGAAGGGACUCGGACACUGGUCAACCCCGCACUGCGACAGCGUCGCCGGAAGUGACGGCAGCAUAUUCCCUCCCCACAUCACGAAGCACACGAUCCUCCGCGUAUUCGACAAGGAUCUUUGCCGCGCUUUGCCCCUCGUCUUCAAGCAAGAGGUUAUGACCGCGGGUGGAGUUCCUGGAUACAGAUUCGUUCCUCCUGCGGACGUCUUCGCUUCUCCGUCACGCGUUCCCUCCCAGAAAUGCUUCUGUCCUGCUGGUCCACCCUGCGCUCCCGAGGGAACAUUCAACGCGUCUCUCUGCCAAUACGACUCGCCGGUUCUUCUCAGUUUUCCGCAUUUCUACUUGGCCGAUCCGAUGCUGCGAGAGGCAGUUACGGGGAUUUCGCCUGGUGAAGCUGAUAAACACCAGCUCUUCAUCGAUGUUCAACCCAACAUGGGUACAGCCCUGAGAGCCAGGGCUCGUGUACAGAUAAAUCUGGCCGUCAGCCAGGUGAGCGACAUUAAACAAGUCGCUACCUUCCCCGACAUCGUGUUUCCGAUCAUGUGGUUCGACGACGGAAUCGAUGAACUUCCGACGGAAAUGAGGUCUCUGUUAAAAAUGGCCGUCGACGUUCCUCCGAUCGCUCGAGCAGCGGUUUCCGGUGCGCUGGGAGCGAUCGGUUUGAUCGUCCUUAUCGGCGCCCUGAUGUGCCUGGCGAGGGCGGCGAGACGCCAAGAAAAGCUCCACCUGAGCAACCCGCUUCCGGCGAACGGGAAAACCGGCAUGAGCCCGGGUUUCCAAAACCCAACGGGAGCCUCGUAACUCCCUUUUUGACAAUAUAUAUAAAUAUAUAUAAAUAUAUAAACUUUAUACAUGUAUAUACAUAUAUGUGUGUAUAUAUAUUAUAUAUAUAUAUAUAUAUGUACAACGUACACGUACAUCCACAUUGGCAAAGUAGGUGCGGCCAUCGUCUCCCUAUAUUUUGCGCAGUCUCGAUUCUGAGAGUAUGAAUUUCGAGAAUCGACGAUAUUGUUGUGUUUUUUCCCCUCUCAGUUUCAUUCUUUCUUAACAAUCUUCCUUUACGUCAUGUCACAUUUGUAUUACGUGCCACAGUUUAACCUAUUGUUAUGACACUGUUUUCGUCGAUCAAAUUUCAUUUUGAAUACAAUCGUUUAAUUAUAUUUUCUUUCAAUUAUUAUUAUUAUUAUUAUUAAUAUUUUUUUUCUGGGUUUUCCUUCUCACUAAUCUUCUUUGCAUUACCUCUUUUCACGUUCUCAUAAUGUACAUAAUGCGUAAUACAAAUUUCGUAACUACUGCAAAUCUUCAUGUAUCAUACGCAUGCAGAUAGUUACAUAAUAUGGUAGGAGACAAUUAAACACGAUAAUACCAAUAUGGAGCGUUUAACAAGAACGCAGAGAGUCUGGCACUCGCAAUUGACAAUAGUAAUAAUAUAGUAGAUAUUUUAUUUCCUGUAACAAUCGCAUCGCAUGUAACGAAAGUAACGUCGACGUUGUAUCUAUAGUCGCACAUUAGCGGAAAGUAUUCAUUUUAGGAAAUUGUUGUUCUUAUUAAUAUUAUUAUUAAGUUCAUUAAUCUUUUAAUUAAAUCCGAAUUGACCGAACGUGCCUUCAAAUUUUUAACUAAAAAAUUUUACUGUAAUUAUGAUACGCGAAAUGAAACGCACGAAGAAUCUUGCUAAAUUUUCCAUUAAAUUAAUCAGUUGAGCCAACGACUUUUGUAAAUACAAUAUCAAUAAACGAAAUAAAUAUUGUGAAAAUCAAUUACAUGCUCGAUAAUAUCGCGAACGGUAGAUAAAAGGCAUUCCGUAUAUAUUCAAACAUAGAUGAAAAGUACGUAAUUUAUUUGCAAAGACGAGAUGAUUCAAAAAAUCCUUGACCACGCUUUGUUAGUUUCUCCACACUGUAUACGAAUGUAAUAUUCAACUGAUAUUUUCAUCACCUGGCCGUUUUAAUGCGCGAAGAAGUCGCCAUAGAUGUAUGUGAAAUUGUCUGUGAAAUUUAACACUCGGUAAUUUAGUAUUACAACGGUUGUUAUAAGUAUUACUUUUAUUCUUAGCUCGUCCGAAGCGGAACUUGUAUCGUCGUCAGUAUGAAACGGAUUCCCGUUGAAUUAGUACGAGAGUUGGGCAAGCGGGUAUAAAGUCAGCUUAUGUUUUAAUCUGCUCGCAGUUGUGACUGUUAAUCGGAUACUUCGUAUGUUUUUACGACAGAAUUGACCAGUUGAUCAAUUUAUAAUUAUACCGAAGCCUCGGACUAAAUAUUUGUCUGACAAUGAUAUGUCGCAUAGCUGCAGGGAAUAACACAAUGUUUGUCCGAGAUAUUGAGUGGCGGAGGAAGGCGAGAAAAUAAGUUCGAUUGUUAUAAGCCAGGCAUGUAUAAUACACGUGUAUGCUUAUAAAUUUGUUAUAAAUUGAUUUCUUGGUAUGUUAUUAUAGUACGUAUUAUUUGUUUUAUGAUUAUGUAUAUUCUAUAAAUAUAAAUUAUUAGUUCGGUAACGUUUUAAGCACGUAUAUUAGUCAUACAUCACGCUCAAUAUCCAACGAACUAGACGGACCAUUAGUAUCUAUAUCGUUAUACGUAUGUUAUAUUUAUACAUAUAUGGUGGUUAAUAUAGUAUAAAAGGAAUGCAACGCAAAGUGUAAUUAUAAAGUACGCGUAGAAAUGUAAAUCAUGCGUACAAUCGGGUGUAAGAUAAUUUACAUGAAUGAAUCUCUUUCGUCUUAUUCGUCCAAUUUCUCAAGUAAAUUCCAGCAGAUCUUAAGAUCUGCGUAUAAAUACACCGCAGUUUUGAAAUUUUUUAAUAAACUUUAAUGCGUCCCGGGGACAACUAUUAUUUUACAAUAUUAUGUGUUAUAAUUACUCAAUCACUGUGUUCUACUUAUAUUUGUAGUAACGCCUGGUGCAGCAACGCGUUAUUACAACUAAUACACCGUCCGUAGUUUACACGUUGCACGAUUCUGCGAAGGAGAAGAUAUCCGUGAUAUCCUUAUCGUCGAUGUGUAACGUACAAAAUACAGAGAAAUCGUGCGAUGAUUACGUGCAUAUGCGUAAUCACACGAGAAAUGCGAUCAAGGACAAAUAUUUAAAAUACGUAAGAGAAAGUAGAGUGAAGAAACCUCUUGUUUCGAUGUAAUUAUAUUGACAGAAUUAUUACACUACAAUAUUAUGAUAAUUAUUAUUAUUAUCAUUUCUUUGUACAUGUUUUGAGUUGUAAUGUUACUAUGCAUAUAUAUUGUUAUUUUAA
Messenger RNA from Neodiprion virginianus, 4686 nucleotides. It is a transcript of the gene emp, whose product is annotated as scavenger receptor class B member 1. The record is from RefSeq and is a predicted model, not a curated record. Gene Ontology annotation, molecular function: scavenger receptor activity. NCBI's taxonomy places the organism in Eukaryota, Metazoa, Arthropoda, Insecta, Hymenoptera, Diprionidae. The transcript is spliced from 6 exons. Gene Ontology annotation, cellular component: lysosome; membrane; cytoplasm. The coding region runs from base 697 to 2244 and encodes 515 amino acids.